Molecule: messenger RNA, 3159 nt
Organism: Cyclopterus lumpus (lumpfish)
Lineage: Eukaryota; Metazoa; Chordata; Actinopteri; Perciformes; Cyclopteridae
Gene: chrna11
Product: cholinergic receptor, nicotinic, alpha 11
Exons: 10
Coding region: 161-1870 (569 amino acids)
Biological process (GO): nervous system process; monoatomic ion transmembrane transport; regulation of membrane potential
Cellular component (GO): synapse; postsynaptic membrane; neuron projection
Molecular function (GO): transmembrane signaling receptor activity; acetylcholine-gated monoatomic cation-selective channel activity
Source: RefSeq, a predicted model, not a curated record
AACUCCUUCCCUCUGAUGCCGACUGGAUGCAGAGCGGGGGAUCUCCAGCAGCUUCCUUAGUCUUUCCUCCCUCCCUUCCUCCUCCGCCUCCUCCUCCUCCUUCAACAUCCGGAGCUUCUCCUCCUCUGCCUCCUCGUUUCUCCAGCUCCUCACCACCAAGAUGUGGCACUCGGUGGCUCUGGUCCUCUCUGGAUUCUCUGCUUUGAUUCACGUGUCGUUGCAGGGUCCUCACCAGAGGAACCUGCUAAAGAACCUCCUGAAGGACUACAACCGGAUGGAGCGGCCGGUGGGCAACGACUCCCACCCGCUCACCGUGGUCUUCUCCCUCAGCAUGGUACAGAUCAUGGACGUGGAUGAGAAGAACCAGGUUCUCACCACUAACAUGUGGCUCCGGAUGAGUUGGUUCGACCACUAUCUCCAGUGGAACCAGAGCGAACAUCCCGGGGUGAAAAACCUCCGCUUCACCACAGACCAGAUCUGGACCCCAGACAUCCUGCUGUACAACAGUGCAGAUGACGACUUUGACUCCACCUUCAAGACCAAUGUUCUGGUGAACUCCAGCGGCUUCGCCGAGUAUCUGCCUCCAGGAAUCUUUAUGAGCACCUGCAACGUGGACGUUCGCUGGUUCCCUUUUGACAUCCAGAAGUGUGAGCUGAAGUUCGGCUCAUGGACGUAUGACGGCUGGUUGCUGGACCUCCAGAUGAACGAUGCUGACAUCUCAGGCUACAUGCCCAAUGGAGAGUGGGACUUGAUUGGAGUUCCCGGCACCAGAAGCGAGGCCUUCUAUGAUUGUUGUAAGGAGCCUUACCCGGAUGUGACGUUUAUUGUGACAAUACGCCGACGGACGCUCUACUACGCCCUGAACCUGCUCAUUCCCUGUGUGUUGCUGUCUUCGAUGACCCUGCUCAUCUUUGUGCUGCCAGCUGACUCUGGGGAGAAGAUCUCACUGGGCAUCACUGUCUUGCUGUCCCUGACGGUGUUCAUGUUGCUGGUUGCAGAGAUCAUGCCGGCCACAUCUGACUCCGUCCCUCUCAUCGGUCAGUACUUUGCCAGUAUAAUGGUCAUCGUUGGGAUGUCAGUCAUUGCCACAGUGGUGGUACUGCAGUAUCAUCACCACGAUCCGAAUGGAGGAAACAUGCCGAAAUGGGUGCAGCUCGUCUUGCUGCAGUGGGUCGCGUGGUUCUUGCGUAUGAAGCGACCGGGCGAGAACGACGACCCGGAGCGGCCCCCGUGUGCCCCCCACUUGCGGCGAUGCUCUUCGAGCUCCCAGAGCGGGAGCAUCCCAAAUCCACCGGACCCCACCCUCCAUCCACUGCACCCACAGAACCUGGCUCCUCUCCAUGCCGGGCAUCCUUACCUCCACACCCAAUCGAGCGCGAACAACAACAGGAACCUUCUUUACAUGGGCUUCCAGAGCAUGGAGGACCCUUCAAUGCUCUCAGAGCCUCUCCAGAGAAAUAACAUCUCCACAGGGCCUCCGCGGGUACCAGGUAGCCCGCCUCCUCACCUCCCAUCUCAGUUCUGCAGCUCCUCACCACCUCCCAUCCCCAAUAUGGAUAAUGUCGGCUGCCCCAGCACCAUCUCCAGUGGUGGGGGCUUUGGAGGAGGACCCGGAGGGCUUGGCGGGUGCUCGACUGCAGGGAUAGGAGACCCCCAGCUACAGGCCAUCUUGGAGGAGGUGCGUUACAUGGCAGACCGUUUCCGGGAGCAGGACGAGGACGAGAGCGUUGCCGAUCAGUGGAAAUUUGCCGGGGCUGUAAUCGAUCGUCUAUGCCUGGUGGCGUUCAGCGUUUUCAACAUCAUAGGCACCAUCUCGAUCCUCAUGUCAGCUCCCAACUUUGUGGACGCCAUUUCAAAAGACUUUGUUUGAAAGCAAAGAGGAAAAAGGAGGAGGAGAAGCGUGGAAAAAGAAUGACGGAAUUUGAAUAAAGGAUGAAGGAUCGAGUGGGCCCAGAUCCAAGGAAACACAAUGUGCCGCGGGACUGUAGGCUCUGUGAAUUGUGAUUGCAAGGACCUUGGAAAUAGUACAACAAACUAAUGGUUUUCUUUGCAAUACAUUCUGUUUUGUAACCGAUAUACAAGAAGAGAUGAGGAAGGGUACAGAGUGAACUCAAAAUGAGAUUAGGGUGAGCAGGGUGCUUUAUCAGAUUAUUGACAAGAUGAAAUGGAUUCUUGUGGUUAUUUCAAAGACUUUACACACAAAAAUGAGGACAAAGAAAGAGUCACUAAGAGAAAAAGGAAGAGAAGAAUAUUAGUCCAGUAAUAAAGCUCCUAAAGCAAGAGAGAGAUUGAGAGUAAGAGGGAUAAGGAGACAGGCAGAUAGAUAAGACAUAUAUCUGUAGAAGACGGUUGGUCACUCCCACAUGUUGAGAACGGACUGCAUCAUUUAAAGUGGUGUAAGGAAGAGAGCGUCGGGAGAGGAUACAAAUCAUUUUUACAGACACCAAGGAAGCGAUGUUGAAUGAACGAGACCUCAUAGCUUGGGACAUUGGUUAGGAGGAGAAAACAGCUUGGUGCUCGGAUAUAUACAAUUGGACAGAAGGUGGGGUAGCAGAGAGGAUCUCAUCCAUUAUUCAAUCACAUUCAUCUAAUGACCGUCAAAUUGAAAGACCUUGGAUAAUCUUUAAGACUAAAACGCUUUUAAAAGAUGAUGUGCCCUCUCUGCUUGACGCAAACCACUUUAUAUUUCCAAGGCCUUAUCUCUUUGAGGCGAUUUAAUCCGCACCAAUCAGCAGAGAUCAAAAGCUCCUUCACAGCGGGCUCAGUGUGCAGCGCUUAUCCAGACCGGGAAACUGAAUUAACCGGUCUUAAACCACACAAUGGCCAGUAACUGCACCACAGUGGAGGCUUGAACCAAUAAUAACCAUGAAGCACUUACCUAACUGUAUCUGGCAGGUCCUAAUGGACCAACAGAUCUCAUUGGAUCUCGUAUUAUAGGUUUAAUAACUGAAAUGGGAGGUCAGGUCUUUAAAGAACAAGAGAGGGACAAAUUGAAUCGUUCAAAAUCCACAAUUUUAUAUGGAGAAGCAACAUCCUAUCAAAUUUAUGUCAGACACCUUCAAAAGGUUAUAGCUAAAUAAGGAUUUCACACAUAUCUAAAAUGAAAAAAAUGAUUUUAAUGGAGCUGUAUUUUCAUAAAAUUGAGUCCAGUCAAUAAAG